AUGGAGCUGGUCUGGGACUCUACCCCUGGAAUCAUGGUGCCUUCCCAGCUGGAAGUGCUGCAGCUCUGGCUACAACUGGGUCAGCAGGAGUUGGCUGUGCUAGUCACCAUUUCACAGUUUGAUGGGGAGAACAUGUAUAUGGGAAUGAAUGACAAUGCCCAGGAGUUUCUAUCAGCAAACCAGACAUACAAUGGUCAGAACGAGAGCAACGAAGACUAUGAGAUCCCUCCCAUAACCCCUCCUAAUCUGCCCGACCCUUCCCUCCUGCACUUGGUGGACCAUGAAGCUGGAUAUCACUCCCUGUGCCACAGCCUCCCUCCAAACAGCCUGAUCCCAGCCUACCCCUACCAGAACAUGGACCUACCAGCCAUCAUGGUCUCCAACAUGUUGAGUCAGGAUGGGCAUCUUCUCUCCAGCCAGUUACCCACGAUCCAGGAGAUGGUCCACUCAGAUGCCACGUCCUACGAGUCCAACCGCCAAGUGCCCCUGCUCGGCCGCCCCGGGAUGCUGGCCGGCCCCAUGAGUGCUCUCAGCCAGUCACAGCUGAUCUCUCAGAUGGGAAUGAGGAGUGGAGUUACCCACGGAUCCCCAUCACCCCCGGGAAGCAAGUCAGCUACACCAUCUCCCUCCAGCUCCACUCAGGAAGAGGAGACAGAGUCACACUAUAAGGUUACUGGAGAGAAAAGGCCAUCAACAGACCUGGGCAAAAAGCCCAAAAGCCAAAAGAAGAAGAAAAAGAAGGACCCCAACGAGCCCCAGAAGCCCGUGUCAGCCUAUGCCCUGUUCUUCAGGGACACACAAGCAGCCAUCAAAGGGCAAAACCCCAAUGCCACCUUUGGGGAUGUAUCAAAAAUAGUUGCAUCAAUGUGGGACAGUUUGGGAGAAGAACAAAAGCAAGCAUACAAGAGGAAAACAGAAGCAGCCAAGAAGGAGUACCUGAAGGCCCUGGCUGCCUACAGGGCCAGCCUCGUCUCCAAGAGCUCUGCUGACCAAGGGGAAACAAAAAGUGCCCAGAACAACCCACCUUCCAAACUAAUCCCCCCCAAGCAGCCCAUGUACCCGAUGCCACCACAAGCUUCCUCACCCUACCCCGGCCUGGGCUCCUUCCUCUCCCCAUCAGACCUGCAGAACUACCGUGGCCACCCCCACCCCAGCCUCUCCAGGCCCCUCAGCUCCAAGCCCAUCCUGCCCAGCAUCAGUGCCUCUCCCCCACCCUCCUUCCAGAUCAGCCCCCCUCUCCACCAGCAGCUCUCCUUGCACCACCCGCAGAGCUCCCUGCUCAGCCAGCCCCUCAGCAUGACCCAGGUCCCCCAGCAGCCCCUCCUGUCCCCCCCCAUGGCACUACAGGUACAGCCCCCCAUGAACGCCUCCCCACCUGGCCAGCAGGACUUCUCACAUAUCUCCUCUGAGUUUCAAAACAACGUUGGACCCCGUUCACCUGGAGCUUCAAACCCUCCAGGAAGCACUGAGUGGGACAAUGACUAUCCCAGCAGAGAGUGUGGGAUUAACCACUGCAGCAUGCUGCCGAGGGACAAGGCACUCUACCUCACCUAA
Molecule: messenger RNA, 1554 nt
Organism: Chaetura pelagica (chimney swift)
Lineage: Eukaryota; Metazoa; Chordata; Aves; Apodiformes; Apodidae
Gene: TOX2
Product: TOX high mobility group box family member 2
Exons: 9
Coding region: 1-1554 (517 amino acids)
Biological process (GO): regulation of transcription by RNA polymerase II
Cellular component (GO): nucleus
Molecular function (GO): chromatin DNA binding
Source: RefSeq, a predicted model, not a curated record